AUGCGCAACUGCGUCGUUUUCGCCUUGCUGGCGAUGGUCAGCAUGGUCGCAGCUGAGCGUUCGCCAACUUACGACUUCAAGAAAACUGCCGAUAUGGACUACCUGCAGAAGCAAAAGAAAGUCUUCGACCUGCUGAUGUAUGUCGAUGGCACUCACACCGAUGCCGAAUACUUCGAAAUUGGACGCAACUACGACAUCAUGACCAACGUCGACUACUACAUGGAUAAAGAUGUAGUCUACGAGUUCGUGAACAUGUACAAGAUAGGCAUGCUCCGCAAGGACGGUCUGUUCACCUACUACAAGCAAGAACACCGCGAGGAGAUGAUGCUGCUGUACCGUCUGUUUUACGUGGCCAAGGACUUUGCAACCUUCUACAAGACCGCUUGCUGGGCUCGCGUCCACAUGAACCACGGCAUGUUCGUCACGGCUUUCACCACGGCCGUCAUCUACCGCGACGACACCAAGUACAUCCGUCUGCCAGCCAUCUACGAGAUCUAUCCCAACAUGUUCUUCGACACCAAGGUGAUCCGCGACGCAAUUCGCAUGAAGAUGACUCGCGGCAGCCACAACAUGGGCAUGGACAUGAUGAUGAUGAAACGCGGCGACGCGAUGACCGUCGACAACGGCGAGACCUAUUACGUCACCUCCAACUUCACGGACGUCUGCAUGAACCCGAUGUACGAGCUCGAGUACAAGAUGAACUACUUCAUGGAAGACGUCGACCUUAAUGCCUUCUACUACUACUUCCGAAUGACAUAUCCGUUCUGGAUGGACACCAAGGAUUACAAGCUGCCACGCUUCCUCCGUGGUGACAUCUACUACUUCUUCCAUAAGCAGAUCAUGUCCAGAUACUACCUCGAGAGGUUGUCCAACGACUUGGGACUGAUCGAAGACUUCACUUUCGAUCGUAUGGACUUGCCAGGAUUCGUGUCCGACAUCAGCUUCACUAACGGCAUGUACAUGCCCAGACGUGACUGGUGGAACGUUGUGCCAUUCUACAAGCUUCGCAUACUCGAUCUAAUCAAGAACUUGGAAGUGAGAGUCAUGGACGCCAUCGACUCCGGUUACGUAUACGAUGAACAAGGUAAACAGGUUAGCAUCUACACACCCGAGGGUCUCAAUCACUUGGGUAACCUGAUCGAGGGUAACUGCGACUCCUACAACAUGAAGUACUACGGCGCCUACGACGCUCUUGCCCGUGACCUUCUCGGGCAAAACAUGGACUGCAAGUGUAAAGACUACUACGUCCCGAGUUCUCUCCAAUUAUUCUCCACCAGCAUGCGGGAUCCAGCUUUCUACAGACUUUAUGACAGAAUCCUUUACUUCUUCCAAAGGUACAAAGCCAUGCUGAACCGCUACACCAAGAACGAGCUUGAAUUCCCAGGCGUGAAGAUCGAGAACGUGGAAGUCGACAAGAUGGUCACCUUCUUCGACAAGAAAGAAUACCUGAUCAACAACGCUGUUGCCGUCGACAGCUUCAAGGAGGGCAAGAGUUUCAACAUAAAGACCUGGCAGUACAGCCUCAACUAUAAACCAUUCACCUACAAGUUUGCUGUCAACUCCGACAAAGACACCAGGGGUGUCAUGCGCAUCUUCUUGGGACCGGCCGUCGAGGGAGAGAAAUACGACUACUACACUUACCUGCUCAACUACUAUCAAUACUUCUUCAUGCUUGACGAAUUCCAAGUCGACCUGAAACCGGGAAUGAACACUAUCGAGCGUCACAGCAUAGACUCUUACUUCUUCAAACACAACUACAUGACCGGUGAUGUGUACUACAAAAAGAUCAUGAAAGCUCUCCAGGGCCAGGAACCAUUCUCAUACAAUGAGCGAAUGUGGGCCUUCCCAGGCCACUUGAUGCUACCCAAAGGUACUGUUGACGGUAUGAGGUUCAAGCUCUUCUGUUACAUUGGCCCCUACGAGGAACCUAAAGUCUAUGAGAUGCCAAUCCUCGGCACAUUCAAAUUCUACGGAAAAUCCCUUGGAUUCCCACUUGACCGACCAGUGAACCCGUACUUCUUGCAAAUGGACAACUUGUACUUCAAGGAUGUCAUCAUCACACACAUAAAGGACUACACGAUGGACUACCGCGUGAACUACAACAGCCAGAUGAAAGAUUACCUUGUAAACUACAGGGACUAUAAUACCAAAUACAUGACCAAGGACUACGAUAUGAAAUACAUUCACAACGAUUACGACACCAAAUACCAGCGUCGGUUUUAA
Molecule: messenger RNA, 2223 nt
Organism: Phymastichus coffea
Lineage: Eukaryota; Metazoa; Arthropoda; Insecta; Hymenoptera; Eulophidae
Product: arylphorin subunit alpha-like
Exons: 5
Coding region: 1-2223 (740 amino acids)
Source: RefSeq, a predicted model, not a curated record